CGCCCGCACACACGAGCGAGGGGCUCCUCACGGAGCUCCGCGCCCGCACGAGGGAUGUCUCCGUCAGGCGCCUUCCCUAGGCGCUCGUCCUCUCCAUGACCGCACUUGGACGAUUUUGAGCGCGCUGUGGAAAACACAACGGAACCUUCCCGGAACGGUCGCUCCGCGGCCCGGGCGGCGGCCGGGACGGUUUGGCGGCGCACCGAGGCGGAAGAGGGCGGGCGGCAACGUGUCGGGGACGGCCGGGCCUGACUGCGGUCCCCCUCGUCACCCCCGCGGCCCCUCGUCUCCCCUGAGCUCCCCUGACAUUCCCUCAGCGCCCCGCAUCUGCCCUGCUCUCCCCUCCGCCGCCGCGGAGAUGGAUGACGAGCCCGAGCGGACCAAGCGCUGGGAAGGAGGCUAUGAAAGAACGUGGGAAAUUCUUAAGGAAGACGAAUCCGGCUCGUUGAAGGCAACCAUCGAGGACAUUCUCUUCAAGGCAAAGAGGAAAAGACUCAAUGAGCACCAUGGACAAGUUCGGCUUGGAAUGAUGCGUCACCUUUACGUGGUUGUUGAUGGAUCAAGAACAAUGGAGGACCAAGACUUAAAACCAAACAGACUUACUUGCACUCUGAAGUUACUGGAAUAUUUUGUUGAAGAGUACUUUGACCAGAAUCCUAUUAGUCAGAUUGGCUUAAUUGUAACCAAGAGUAAAAGAGCAGAAAAAAUGACAGAACUCUCAGGAAACUCAAAAAAGCAUGUAACUGCUCUGAAGAAAGCAGUGGAUAUGAAUUGCAGUGGAGAGCCUUCUCUGUAUAAUUCCCUCAAUUUGGCCAUGCAGACUUUAAAGCACAUGCCAGGACAUACGAGCAGAGAGGUUUUGGUGGUCCUCAGCAGUCUGACAACAUGUGAUCCAGCCAACAUCUAUGAUCUAAUUAAGUGUUUAAAAGCAGUAAAGAUCAGAGUAUCUGUCAUCGGCCUAAGUGCUGAAGUUCGAGUUUGUACAGUACUUGCCCGAGAAACUGGUGGAACAUACCACAUUAUUUUGGAUGAAAGUCAUUAUAAGGAACUGCUGAUGCACCAUGUCAGUCCUCCACCUGCCAGUUCAACUUCUGAGUGUUCCCUUAUUCGAAUGGGUUUUCCUCAGCAUACUAUUGCUUCUCUGUCUGAUCAAGAUGCAAAGCCCUCCUUUAGCAUGGCGCAAUUGGAAAAUAACAGUGACCCAGGUCUUACUCUAGGUGGAUAUUUUUGUCCGCAGUGCAGAGCCAAAUACUGUGAGCUUCCUGUGGAAUGCAAAAUCUGUGGUCUUACAUUAGUGUCUGCACCUCACCUGGCUCGGUCUUACCAUCACUUGUUUCCUUUAGAUGCCUUUCAGGAAGUUCCACUGGAAGAAUACAAAGGGGAACGGUAUUGUCAAGGCUGCCAGGGAGAAAUGAAAGAUCAAAAUGUGUACAUAUGCAAAGUGUGUCAGAAUGCAUUUUGUGUGGAAUGCGAUGUGUUUGUUCAUGAUGCGCUGCACUGCUGUCCUGGCUGUAUUCACGAGCACCCUGCUCCUGUAUCUGUAUGAUCUCUUAUCAUUUUAAAAAGUGCUGUAUCCUUGUCAUUCUUGCAUGAAUCUAAUUAGUUUAUUCAGCCAUCCCUUUAACUGACGCAUCUCUGAACAAGAAGAUGAUUACAGAGGGAUGAACAGUGGAGUAGGAGCAAAUGUUAAUUUUCUUAUUAUUUUAUUACUUUUAAUAUAUACUUGAAUUAUCUGUAUCUAUUUUUUGUUGUUGUCUAAAGAACUAUGGCUUUUUUUAGCUUUUAUUGUAAUAAAGUGUAUAUUUGUAAAUGUGAAAGUGAUAAAACUGCUUUUUA
Molecule: messenger RNA, 1836 nt
Organism: Onychostruthus taczanowskii (white-rumped snowfinch)
Lineage: Eukaryota; Metazoa; Chordata; Aves; Passeriformes; Passeridae
Product: general transcription factor IIH subunit 2
Exons: 16
Coding region: 359-1546 (395 amino acids)
Biological process (GO): nucleotide-excision repair; regulation of transcription by RNA polymerase II; DNA-templated transcription
Cellular component (GO): transcription factor TFIIH core complex; transcription factor TFIIH holo complex
Molecular function (GO): zinc ion binding
Source: RefSeq, a predicted model, not a curated record